Molecule: messenger RNA, 3248 nt
Organism: Pollicipes pollicipes
Lineage: Eukaryota; Metazoa; Arthropoda; Thecostraca; Pollicipedomorpha; Pollicipedidae
Gene: Naa15-16
Product: N-alpha-acetyltransferase 15/16
Exons: 16
Coding region: 128-2737 (869 amino acids)
Biological process (GO): N-terminal peptidyl-methionine acetylation
Cellular component (GO): NatA complex; cytoplasm
Molecular function (GO): protein binding
Source: RefSeq, a predicted model, not a curated record
CAAAUUUGAGACCACGAGGUUCGGCGCAGGGGAUAGUCAGGGAUUGGGUGCGCUCAGUUCGAGUGGUGUCCUGUGGGUUUCGAAUAGGUUCAUGCAUAAGUGUUUGGCAUAAUUGUGGUCCUGAGAGAUGUCACCAGCGAACCAGAAUGAUCCAAAUGUUUUACCCUCCCGAGAAAACUCGGUUUUCAAGAAGAUCGUGAAAUGCUACGAGCAUAAACAGUACAAAAAUGGGUUGAAAUUCGCCAAACAGAUAUUGGCGGCGCACCCGGACCACGGAGAGACGCUCUCCAUGAAGGGCCUCAUCCUCAACUGCAUGGGCAAGAAGGAGGAGGCCUACGACCACGUGCGCAAGGGCCUGCGAAACAACCUGCGCUCGCACGUGUGUUGGCACGUGUACGGCAUCCUGCAGCGCUCCGACAAGAAGUAUGACGAGGCCAUCAAGUGCUACCGCAACGCACUCAAGUGGGACAAGGACAAUAUUCAGAUACUGCGCGACCUCUCGCAACUGCAGAUCCAGAUGCGCGAUCUCGAAGGAUACCGGGAAACGCGCUACCAGCUGUUCGUGUUGCGGCCGACACAGCGCGUGUCGUGGAUCGGCUACGCCAUGUCGCAGCACCUGGUCAAGGACCACGACAUGGCGCUGAGCAUCCUGGAGGCGUUCCGCGAGACGCUCACCAAGGACUCGGCCGACUUCGAGCAGAGCGAGCUCAUGCUGUACCAGGCCAUGGUGAUCCGGGAGGCCGGCCGGCUACAGGAGGCGCUGGAGCACCUCGACAAGUACGAGCAGCAGAUUUGCGACAAGGUCACCGUGCAGGAGAUGCGAGCGGAGAUCCUGCUGGACCUGGACCGGGGCGCCGAGUCGGCCGCCAUCUACCGCGCCCUGCUGAAGCGCAACCCGGAGAGCCGGCGCCACUUCGCGGCGCUGGAGCGCGCGCUCGGCCCGGCCUCCGAGGACGAGCGGCUGGCCGUGUACCAGGAGUACCAGCAGCUGUUCCCGCGCGCGCACGCGCCCAAGAAGCUGCAGCUGUAUAUCGUUAGAGGGGAGAAGUUCCGCUCGCUGGUCGACGAGUUCCUGCGGCAGGGUCUGCGCAAGGGCGCGCCGCCACUCUUCACCGAUCUCUCGACGCUGUACCACGACAACGAAUGGGUGUCGGUCAUCGAGGACGUGGUGCUCGGCUUCGAACGGUGUCUGGCCGAGCGGGGCUAUUUCAGCAGCGAAGACGCCGAGGCCAGCAAUCCGAAGGAGGCUCCGUCGUGUUUAGUGUGGACAUAUUACUACUUAGCGCAACACUUUGACUUCAAACGUGAUAUAGAGAGGGCGCUAGGCUACAUAGACAAGGCAUUAGAACAUACUCCCACGCUUAUUGAGCUGUUCGUCUUCAAGGCCAAGAUAUUCAAGCACGCGGGCAACGCGAUUGAGGCGUACAAGUGGAUGGACGAGGCGCAAGGCAUGGACACGGCCGACCGCUACAUCAACUCGAAGGCGGCCAAAUACAUGCUGCGCGCCAACAUGCUGUCCGAAGCCGAAGAGCUCUGUUCCAAGUUCACGCGGGAGGGCGUUCAGGCGACCGAGGACCUGAACAAUAUGCAGUGCAUGUGGUACCUGACGGAGAUGGCGCGCGCCUACCAGCGCCUCGGCCGCUGGGGCGACGCGCUCAAAAAGUGCCAUGAGGUGGACCGGCAUUUCUCGGACAUCAUCGAGGACCAGUUCGACUUCAACACGUACUGCCUACGGCGCAUGACCAUCCGGUCGUACGUGGGUCUGCUCAGGCUGGAGGACGUGUUGCGGCGGCACCCGUUCUACUUCAAGGCGGCUCAGUGCGCCAUCGAGGUGUACCUGCUGCUGCACGACACGCCGCCCGUCCAGAACCACGAGGAGCAGACCAUCAACACAGAGAACCUGUCGCCCGAGGAGGUGAAGAAGCUGCGCUCACAGCAGCGCAAGGCUCGCAAGAAGGAGCGCCAGGAGCAGGAGCGCAAGCAACAGGAGCUGCUCAAGAAGCAGCAGCAGCAGCAGAACCAGCGCAAGGACGACCAGGAGGAGAGCAAACACGACGAGCUGCAGCCUGAGAAGCUGGCGCAGACGCCCCAGCCGCUGGAGGAGGCCACCAAGCUGCUGCAGCCGCUGCUGCAGCUGGCCGGCAGUCGGAUAGAGACACAUCUGAUGGCGUUCGAGAUAUACUACCGGAAAGGUCGCAUCCUGCUGAUGCUGCGCGCGCUGAAGCGAGCGCACGGCAUCGAGCCGCAGAACGGCCGGCUGCACUCGCAGCUGGUGCGCUUCCGCCGCCACCUGGCGGAGCAGCAGCUGGGCCCGGCCGUGCGCGCCGUGGUGGAGCAGGCGGCGCCCGCCCUCUACGGCGAGCGCUCCUGCCAGCAGCUCAACGACCAACUGCUGGCCGCGCACCCCGACUCGCUGGCGCACGUGCUCGAGGGCGCCCGGAUGUCGUAUUUCUUGGACCAGAGGAGGGACGAGCAGGCUGUCCAGCUGGUCAGCAACCCGGACGCCUUUCCCAACUGCACGUGGCAGAUGUGUCGGGACGUGUUGGCGGCGAUGCAGGCCGGCGAGCUGGGACCUGCCGGCGUGGCGGCGGCCGACGCGUACCGCUCGGCCUGCGCGCGCCGAUUCGCCUACUGCGCGCUGCUGGGCGGCCCGCUGCCCCGGCCUGAGCCGAGCCCGGCCGCGCCGGCCGAGAACAACGGCCCGCUCACCGUCAAAAACGUGCCCGAGAACAACUGACCCGCGCCGCGCGCCGCCUGGCGGCUCCCGCCACAGUGGUAGUUCCGGUCUGGACCGUCGCGCGGCGCGACCAGUUCGCCUUUGGCCGGCGGUCGGCGUUUGGAAAUUUUGUACAGUUUGUAUCAUACUAUCGCUGGGUUUUGAAAGCUAGUCUAUGACGUUAAUCCGCAGCCACUGGGACCGGCGACUUCUGUACCCCGGAUCCGGCAAUGUCUGUUGUCCACGUCCCGUUUCCCGCCUCGGGAGGAUCUUGGUUUGUCACGGAACGGCGGGAAUGAAUUUGAUUUUACCUCUGUGAUCGCUCUGAAUCACUGAAAUACCGGUCGAACCCUCAUUUAUUGCUCCAAUACGAUUGGAUGAAAAUGCACCUCGUCUUGCAACUUAAGUUUGUCUUGUGUGACCUUAUUUAUAGCAAUAAUUGUUUUGAGUUGACAGCAUAGUGUGUACAGAUAAUGCUCCCGUUUGCCUGUAGAUUUCGCCGGUCCUCGAUUGAAUAAACUUUUAUAAAACA